GCAGAGAACUUUUGCCUGUCGCCUGAUUUUUGGGACAGCUCCACACACCAUCUUAACACCAACUGGGGAAACUAAACCGACCUUCUUAACCAAAUACAACAGCACAGCAUUUUUUAUGUUGACAUGGAGGACCAACUAAAACAUUAUUUUUGCCAUACCUGCUUGAGAACAGACAGUGUCAUAAAUAAGGUCAUAAAGAUGUACUGGUCCUUACGAAUGCCCAUAUGCAUACUGUUUUUAACCCUGUCUGCCUUCGAAGUGGCUUCAGCUGAAACAUUAUGCGGCGGAGAGCUGGUGGACGCGCUACAGUUUGUGUGUGAAGACAGAGGUUUCUAUUUCAGUCGACCAACUAGCAGGUCGAACAGUCGACGUUCUCAAAAUCGUGGGAUUGUGGAAGAGUGUUGUUUUAACAGUUGUAACCUAGCUCUUCUAGAACAGUACUGUGCUAAACCUGCCAAGUCAGAGAGGGAUGUUUCAGCCACAUCCCUACAGGUCAUCCCGGUGAUGCCCGCAUUAAAACAGGAGGUCCCAAGAAAACACGUGACCGUGAAAUAUUCCAAAUAUGACAUGUGGCAACGAAAGGCCGCCCAGAGGCUACGGAGAGGCGUCCCCGCCAUCCUGCGGGCCAAGAAGUUUAGGCGGCAGGCAGAGAGAAUCAGGGCCCAAGAGCAACUGCACCACCACAGGCCUCUCAUCACGCUUCCCAGCAAGCUGCCGCCCAUCCUUCUUCCCACAGAAGACUAUGUUAGCCACAAGUGAAACCAGGAUCAUUUGCACAGAGUCGAUGAAAAAAAGACUAGGGGAUCAAAGCUUUUUGUCUCUGACGUCAUUUCUGUGGCAGUCCUCAACAACCCUUCUUCCUUCCCCAUCAGACCUGCUCACACGCUCUUCCAGUUUCUAUUUUUGCGGUUUCGUUCACCAACAAAAAGGCACAUCACAAACCAGAGGAACACAAUUCAGGUGAAGAAGCAAAGGAAAAAACGAAGAAGCCGCGGAACGCUGAACGUUUCUCCGGUUCGGAGGACAUCGGAGCGCUAGGAACAGCUAGAGCUAGCAUGAAAGAACCCAUUCCACCGCAUUCUCCCGAGACAAAAGUAUCUCUCUUUUAGUCCUUUUACAUAUUAGUUUGCACCUGUAACUAUAAAGGGACAUCCACACUGUAAGGAAUUGUUGUAAAAUUAGAUUCCUGUUCCAGCACCUUGUAAUCACAAAUGAAAAGCAGAGAAGAGUCUGCGAAUUGCACAUCGCCACGGAUUACGUCAAAGUUCUUGUCAAGUAAAUAAAAAGGCACUAUUUUUUUAUGGACUAUGAACACGUAGCUCAAAAAAUGUCAUGGUGCUAGCUUUGGGAAUGGACUCAAAGGAGAAGGGGUUGAAAAGCAUGUUUUUUAUUUCUUUUUCUUUGAAACUUUAUUAAACUUUCCGUUUUAAGGAAAGUGUGACUUUUGAAAGAGAAAACAAGAGCACGAGGGAUAUCGCUGCAUGCAGACAUGUACGUAAGACGCGACAUAUGCAUUGGGUCUCAGCGCUGCCGUCGCGAUAAAGGAAGGAGCAGUGUGGGGACGCCGAAGGGAUCAUGUUCGAACGCCUGGAGGUGGAGAACAUGUCUCCUUUCGAGCGUGGCUGCACAAAACCCCUGCUUUGCACUGCAGGAAGAAAGACAUUGUGACCUUGAAAAAGUGGGAUGUUUGUAUUUUCUAUGUUCUUUUUCGUGAAAAUGCUUCAGAGAAAAAAAAGCCCAGUUUGGUUUCUGGUACCGUGACAUUCUUGUUGUUGCAAAAUAGGCUUUGUGUUUUUGUAACGUUAUUUUACAGUUCUGAAAAAAAGGCACAAAUAUCAAUUCAAAGGGAAAAAACGCAAUAAUGUAAACUAACAUAUAUUUUUAACGUUUAUCCGUAGUAUUCACAUGCUUUUGCCUGAAAACAAAUACUUGAAUAUAUAUAUAAAUAUAUAUGAAAUAAAUAUGGAAAUAUAUAUUAUAAUUAGUUUCCAGGGACAUCAUGUAAUAUUCUUUUAGUCUGAGCUGUAUCUUGCGUAAUGAGCCGCCAAGCUUCUUUUUGUUCGUUUGUUUAAGUACAAAUAUGGGCAAUGUAUAAAGGCAUUAUUUAUUUUGUUAUAAAAUUAUAUAUUAAAAUCGGUCUAAAUACAGUAAUAUACAUAGCACUGAUGCUCAACUGAUGGAUUUUAUUUUAUAUGCUCUCUUAUUUUCCCAUUUUACAUGUAAAUGCUUUUUGUAGAUGCUUUGUACCAAAAAAAAAA
Sinocyclocheilus anshuiensis is the source of this 2258-nucleotide messenger RNA. RefSeq names its product insulin-like growth factor II. Gene Ontology annotation, cellular component: extracellular region. The coding region runs from base 124 to 759 and encodes 211 amino acids. The transcript is spliced from 4 exons. The record is from RefSeq and is a predicted model, not a curated record. NCBI's taxonomy places the organism in Eukaryota, Metazoa, Chordata, Actinopteri, Cypriniformes, Cyprinidae. Gene Ontology annotation, molecular function: insulin-like growth factor receptor binding; hormone activity; growth factor activity. Gene Ontology annotation, biological process: positive regulation of MAPK cascade; positive regulation of activated T cell proliferation; positive regulation of transcription by RNA polymerase II.